AUGGAAGUUCUCUUUCUAUCCCUUUCGAUGAAUCGUGAAAGUGUUAAUCCGUCUGGUUUCACUUGCCAGUCGAGCUAUUACUGUUUCUUUCGGUACUUUCACAUUUUACAAUACAUCCGAUUCUAUUAUGCUCAUUCAAUUAAAUGUUUUGGAGGUAUUGCCGAGUUUGGAAUUGAUAAAAAUGACUAUGUCGACUACAUAUGUCCCUCGCUGACAUCUUGCUACAUACGAUUAGUUGUUGAGAAUGUGAAUAAGCCGGAUCAAAAGGCAACAAUGAUGAAGGGAUGCUUGGAGAAAGCCAUGGAAGAAUCUUAUCAGAAUGUGCCAAUGUGUUCAACUAUUGACUUCUCCAAUAUAACCAGUGAUGAUGCGAUACCGUCGGAAAUAAAAUGCACAUGUUCUAGAGAUUUCUGCAACGGGAGUUUCGAAGAAGAUCCCAACAUCACUCCUGGAAUAUCUGCGAGCUUCUUGAAUUGUAUUCUCGUUAUUAGCAUUUAUUUAAUUUUCUAG
Molecule: messenger RNA, 510 nt
Organism: Caenorhabditis briggsae
Lineage: Eukaryota; Metazoa; Nematoda; Chromadorea; Rhabditida; Rhabditidae
Gene: Cbr-spp-19
Product: Protein CBR-SPP-19
Exons: 5
Coding region: 1-510 (169 amino acids)
Source: RefSeq, a predicted model, not a curated record